Messenger RNA from Striga hermonthica, 1866 nucleotides. Lineage: Eukaryota; Viridiplantae; Streptophyta; Magnoliopsida; Lamiales; Orobanchaceae. The record is from the annotation of a GenBank genome assembly.
AUGAGGGGGAGAUCGGAUGGAGCGCAGAAAAAGCGCUUGUUGACUUCUGUGUUUGUUGUGGCUGUGUUUCUCAUCUUUCUGUAUGCCUACUUUGGCUCCAAAAAUGGUGGGGAGUCUGCUAUAGAAUACGGCAGCCGGUCUUUGAGGAAACUUGGUUCUUCAUAUUUGGGUGGGGAUGAAGAUUCUGAUCUCGGUCACAACCAAGAUGAACCUUCAACCAAGUUUUCUCUGGAUGACGAGGAUGGUGUCACCCCAAAGAGCUUCCCGGUCUGUGAUGAUCGGCAUUCAGAGCUGAUCCCAUGCCUAGACAGACACCUUAUAUAUCAAAUGAGAUUGAAGUUGGACCUAUCUUUGAUGGAGCACUAUGAAAGACACUGCCCACCACCUGAAAGGCGAUUCAAUUGCUUAAUUCCGCCUCCAGCAGGAUAUAAGAUCCCAGUCAAGUGGCCUAAAAGCAGAGACGAGGUCUGGAAGGCAAACAUUCCUCACACUCACCUCGCUCACGAGAAGUCCGACCAGAACUGGAUGGUUGUCAAGGGCGACAAGAUUCAUUUUCCUGGAGGUGGGACCCACUUUCAUUACGGAGCAGACAAGUACAUUGCUUCGAUUGCGAAUAUGCUCAACUUCUCGAACAACAACCUGAACAACAAAGGCCGACUCCGGACAGUGUUUGAUGUUGGGUGUGGGGUUGCCAGCUUCGGUGGCUACCUACUGUCGUCUGACAUUGUGGCUAUGUCGCUGGCCCCUAACGAUGUUCACCAGAACCAGAUCCAGUUCGCUCUCGAGCGCGGAAUCCCUGCCUACCUUGGGGUCUUGGGCACUAAGCGGCUACCCUACCCCAGCCGGUCAUUCGAGCUGGCCCACUGUUCCCGCUGCAGGAUAGACUGGCUCCAGAGGGACGGUAUCCUUCUUAUGGAGCUCGACCGGCUUCUGAGGCCAGGUGGCUACUUUGCGUACUCGUCUCCCGAAGCAUAUGCCCAAGAUGAGGAGGACCUCAGGAUAUGGAGAGAGAUGAGUGGUCUUGUCGAGCGCAUGUGCUGGAGGAUUGCAGCUAAGAGGAACCAGACUGUUAUCUGGCAGAAGCCACUCACCAAUGACUGUUACCUGGGGAGGGAGGCCGGGGCUCAGCCGCCCAUGUGCCGACCGGAUGACGAUCCGGAUGCUGUCUGGGGCGUGCAGAUGGAGGCAUGCAUCACACCUUAUUCUGAACAUGAUCACAAAGCAAAAGGCAGUGGAAUUGCACCAUGGCCCGAGCGUUUAACUUCACCUCCCCCACGUCUUGCUGAUUUCGGCUAUUCGAGUGAAAUGUUCGAGAAAGACACGGAACUAUGGAGGCAGAGGGUUGAUCAUUACUGGAAUCUCUUGAGUCCGAAGAUUAGGCCUGACACAAUAAGGAACGUAAUGGAUAUGAAGGCACAUUUGGGAUCGUUUGCUGCUGCUUUGAAAGACAAAGACGUGUGGGUGAUGAAUGUUGUGCCUGAAGAUGGGCCCAACACGCUCAAGAUCAUUUACGACAGGGGCUUGAUUGGCUCCAUUCAUAACUGGUGUGAAGCUUACUCGACAUACCCGAGGACUUACGAUUUGCUGCACGCAUGGACUGUGUUUUCCGAUAUCGAGAGAAAGGGUUGUGGUGGUGAGGAUUUACUUUUGGAGAUGGACCGUAUUCUCAGGCCGACGGGUUUUAUUAUCAUCCGGGACAAACGGCCGGUUAUCGAUUUCGUGAAGAAAUAUUUGCCGGCAUUGCACUGGGAAGCUGUGGCGACAUCUGAUUCGUCCUCUGAAAACGGACAAGACAACGAUGAAAUAGUCUUGGUCGCCCAAAAGAAAUUAUGGCUGACGAGCGAGAGCUUCAGGGACACGGAAUAA